AUGGAACCCGAUGGGGCAUGCAAUGAUGACUACGGCGGAAACAUAACCACUGCGCACUGCGUACUGCGUACACCAUCCGGAAAAGAGCCAGAAGUUGCAUUGGACGUUUCUUGUUUGUCGAUCUGCUGUAUCUCGGUUCGAACCUCGAGAGUAUCAACAGUACCGGUUGGUCAAAACGCCCGCUGCCCAGCAAAUGCCCAGCCAGCCCACCCCGCUGAUUACGUUGCCCUCCUCUCCCAAGCCGGCGAACAUCCCGGUUUAGAGGCUUGGCUAGUGAGGCAGAUAAACCAGAUCCACGCUGGCUGCCAUCGAAAAUUGGGGCAAAUGGGGGCCAUGCUCCACCAGCUGCCACUUGGGCAAUGGGCAGUGGGCACAGGGCUAUUCAGUGGAAGCUACCCCCUCGCUGAGAUCAGAGCUAAGACCGCUGAACAAGCUCGACGAGGUCGUAUCCGAUGGACGAAGAAAAAUAAACUGCUACGACCGCGGCACUUUUUCUUUGGAGGAAACCCGAAAAGGAGGAAGCGGCAUUCUCGUGCUCCACCCGACGAGCGCACUAGCGACUUUUGUCAGCAGGACACCAAAUCAGGGGUCUCGCUGAUCGCUCCGGCCUUCCCCCUUAUGCCCCGGCCUGCAACAUUCUGA
Messenger RNA from Histoplasma capsulatum G186AR, 642 nucleotides. RefSeq lists its product as uncharacterized. The transcript is spliced from 2 exons. NCBI's taxonomy places the organism in Eukaryota, Fungi, Ascomycota, Eurotiomycetes, Onygenales, Ajellomycetaceae. The record is from RefSeq and is a predicted model, not a curated record. The coding region runs from base 1 to 642 and encodes 213 amino acids.